This is a messenger RNA of Oryza brachyantha (malo sina), 914 nucleotides long. Its product is annotated as late embryogenesis abundant protein 14. The transcript has 3 exons. The record is from RefSeq and is a predicted model, not a curated record. Lineage: Eukaryota; Viridiplantae; Streptophyta; Magnoliopsida; Poales; Poaceae. Bases 100 to 705 code for a protein of 201 amino acids.
CAUCCGUGCUAGCCAGCCAGCCUCUGAGAGUGUGAUUCAGUCAGACACGAUCCAGUGAUCCGGUCUAGUUUUCGCGAGUGAUUCAAGCUAAACUUUGCCAUGGCUUCUCGUCAGGAACGGGCUAGCUACCACGCCGGGGAGACCAAGGCCCGCACCGAGGAGAAGACGGGGCGCGUGAUGGGCACGGCGCAGGAGAAGGCGCGGGAGGCCAAGGACACGGCGUCCGACGCCGCGGGGCGCGCGGUGGGCAGGGGCCACGACGCCAAGGAGGCGACCAAGGAGAAGGCGUACGAGGCCAAGGACGCGGCCUCCGACGCCACGGGCCGCGCCAUGGACAAGGGCCGUGGCGCCGCGGGCGCCACCAGGGACAAGGCGUACGAGGCCAAGGACAGGGCGUCCGAGACGGCGCAGUCCGCUGCGGACCGCACCCGCGACGGCGCCGGGCAGACCGGGAGCUACAUUGGCCAGACCGCGGAGGCCGCCAAGCAGAAGGCGGCCGGCGCCGCGCAGUACGCCAAGGAGACCGCGAUCGCCGGCAAGGACAAGACCGGCGCGGUGCUUCAGCAGGCAGGGGAGCAGGUGAAGAGUGUGGCGGUGGGGGCGAAGGACGCGGUGAUGAACACGCUCGGGAUGUCCGGCGACAACAACGCCACCGCCGCCGGCAAGGACACCAGCACCUACAAGCCUGGGAAGGACUACCAGUAGUAGUACUUGUGUCAUCUUUGGCACUGAUCUUGCCUUUGCCGAGUGUAUGUGAUGUAUCCUCUUUUUAAGUUUCAGCUCCGACGUGUUCGGUGUUGCACUUUGGUUUUUCAGUUGUGCUCAAACUGUUCAUGUUUCUGGUUCCGUGGAGGGCCAGUCUGGAGGUCAAUGUUUAGUUUGUUUUAACUUCUAAUAAUAAAGAUGGUUCAGAC